UACACAUAAACGCUGCACAACAUAUUCUUCCUUGAGAUCGAAUUUACCACGAAGAGCAAGUCUUCUCCGCCUUUGAUACGAACAAUUUAGCAACGCUGUUAGAUGUCGCCACGUGACCGACAUGUUAACCGGACGGCUCGCGAGUGGUUCCGCCAAUCAGCGCGCCGCGUUUCCGUCGGCUCCAUCGCGAACGAUGACGUUCGCUCGUGGUCGCGCUGCGACAGUUUCGCGACGAGAUGUCCUCCGCAGCGGAGAUCGUCGGAGUAGCUCCGCGCCCCUCUCGCCCUACGACAAGCGAUCGCCGUCGUCGUCGUCUGGCGAGCGACGUUAUCCACGCCCGCCGCGACGACCGCGAUUCGUCGAUGGGCUGCUGGUUGCGCCGAUAAUUCGAUAAGAACAAAACGACGAGAAAGGGGAGGAAAAGACACAUACAAGCGCGAAUUCGGGAGCGGCGCGCCCGAAUCAACGUGGCCUCGGCCAUCCUCGCGACAAGGCCGGCUGUUGGAAGCUGCACGAACAGACACGACGCCACCCGAUCCGAUGCGACGCGAUCACGUGGCUGUCCGUCUGUCCCUCCGACUGACCGUGUUUACUUUCGUUCGUUUAUUCGUUACGUUCGUUCGUUCGUUCGCUCGCUCGCUCGCUCGCUCGCUCGUUCGAUCCCGAAUGCACGUCCGUGAGCGCCAAAUUGACAAACAGUACGACGCGACGUCGGCGCGUUCAUCUCGCGCGCUCGGGAUGUAACGCCGUGGUUGUGUCCCUCCGUUUUGCUCCACUCGCACCACUGGUAUCCCAGAUGCUGCAUGUCGUCCACAUCGCGGAGGCAGGGAAACGGUGACGCGGUCAUCGAAGAUCGACUACGGACGCUGCGAUAAAAGGAUCAAUAGAGAAAGGAAAAGAAGAGAACGAGUCCACCUAAAGAAGGGCUUCGAUGGAUCUCGUUUGAAGCCUCGAAGGCCAAGGCUGCCACUUACGCCAAACUGCGGGGGUGAAAGAGAACGAGGAAAUCGAGUGAGAUAGAAAUCGGAAUAGAGAAGAAAGAGAUGAGCUAUCUGACACGUGGGCGAACUCCGAAGACUCAUAAGCUUGGGCGUCGCUAAAGAGAGAAGGAGAUAGACAGGCGAGAAAGAGAGAAAGAUAGAAAAAGAAGAUUACAUCCAAAACACGUGAACGUUUUGCUUUCUUCUUAAAGUAUUAUCGUCCGAGGGGACGGUCGCGAGGCGCUGCGAGGGUGAUGCUCCUAGUGAGCGAAAGUGAGGAGCCCCAGGAGGCUUUUCUCCCUUCGUUCCCCUCAUUCAGGGAGGAGAAGAAGAACUGCAACAGGGUCGGUCCCUGGCCUGAGGGCUGCAACUGCAGCUGAAACUGGAAGCGGCCAGCAGGGAGGAGUGCCUCGUGGUGCACGGUGGUGCUCCUCUAACGGCGACUAGAAAGGAGUUAUGGUGUCUCGCGCAUGCAAUGCCUGUGGCCGCCGCAGCCGUGGCACUGUGGCAUCGUGCCCAUCUCAAGGCGCUCGCCUGCGUCGUCCUUGCCCUGAUCGCCGUUCAGUAUCUGCUUAGCGGCGGUGUGCUCGAUCGUCGAUCCAUCGAGACCAUCUUCACGAUCAAUGCGACCAGAUACGCGGAUCGCUCGUAUAGAACCCACCCGCGUGGCUUAAUCAUAUAUGGUCAAGCAACCGUUGUACCAAGUUUAGCCGCGGGUGGCAAUGUAUCUUCGACGACGAUACUCUCAAUACUGGCCAAGGGCCUCUCGAAUUCAUCUAAAUCCGAGCCGGUGCCGGUUAGAAACCUGGUUGGAACUACACGAGAGCUUCCGGUGUCGAACGCGACCAGUAACGCGACGAUACCACGGUGUUCCCUCAUCCCACCGAAUUUGGUUGGACCGGUGAUAGUCAGUAAAUCACCACCACCGUUGUCCGAGAUGGAGAAGUCAUUCAUGGAGGUGAAAGCAGGCGGCAUAGGUCGGCCCGCAGACUGCGUCGCUAGGCAUCGCGUCGCAAUAAUCAUUCCAUUUCGCGAUCGACCGCAGCAUCUGCAGACUCUCCUCUACAAUCUGCAUCCAGUCCUGCUGCGCCAGCAGAUCGACUAUCAGAUUUUCGUGGUUGAACAGGAAGGUACCGAGGCCUUUAAUCGAGCAAUGCUCAUGAACGUCGGUUAUGUAGAGGCUCUAAAGGAACGAACCUUCGAUUGCUUCAUCUUUCACGAUGUUGACCUACUUCCGGAGGACGAUAGGAAUCUGUACACUUGUCCCGAACAGCCUAGACAUAUGUCAGUCGCGGUGGACAAAUUCAAGUACAGGCUACCCUACAAUGAUCUCUUUGGCGGCGUGUCCGCAAUGUCACGCGAACACUUCCAGCUGGUUAACGGAUUUAGCAACGUCUUCUGGGGCUGGGGUGGUGAAGAUGACGAUAUGGCGAAUCGUAUCAAAGCCCAUGGUCUGCAUAUUUCGCGAUAUCCAGCAAAUGUUGCGCGCUAUAAAAUGCUGGCGCACAAAAAAGAAAAGGCCAAUCCGAAGAGGUACGAGAACCUGAAGACAGGCAAGAAAAGAUUCUCCACUGACGGGUUAGCUAAUCUGCAGUACGAAUUGAUUGACAAGCGGAAACCGAAGCUGUAUACAUGGCUUUUAGUGAGACUGACGCCGCCUCAGCCCAGCUGAUGGCUACCAUGGAUCGGCUGAAGACUCCUGCACGCCAAGCUUCCUAGUGAGGUCUAUGCAAUUGUGUUACGAAAAUGCGACCCUGGAGCUCGCCGCUUUUCAAAGAAGCAAGAUUAAAUACGAGAGACAUUUCCGUGAAAUCUGUCAAAGAAACAUGAAGACGUUCUCUGAAAACACUUCUGGAAAUGUUAGAAUUCCGAUUCAUCGAUGAAGAGACGAGAUCCUGAAUGCACCGGCCAUUUUUAUCCCUAACUGAUCUAGCUGCAGACAUUUUUGGUCAUCCAAUAAAUAAUUAUACAUAAUUACGGCCCAAUGGAGGGAAGUAAUAAGCUCGAAUGAGAAUGAACAAUUAAUGAGAAAGACGAGAAUAAUUAGAAACGCUUUGCAAGAUUGCAUUAUUCUCAAUUAGGAGUUAUUUCUAUAUUGACAUGCUCUUUCUGUAUUCUUAAUUUUCUGUAUUCUUUAUUUCAUCAAAAAUUGUUUUUAAUAUUUUUUUCCGGUCAAAAAUUAAUAAAAUCAAAGACUAAAUUCAAAUAUCGUUUGCUUAUGUAUUUUUCGGGAAGAGUCCUAAAAUGAAAAAUUACUGGCCGCAUAGGAGGUGCACAGAACACCAAAAAAUGAUUGAAGAGCGUUAAUGGUAGA
Molecule: messenger RNA, 3294 nt
Organism: Acromyrmex echinatior (Panamanian leafcutter ant)
Lineage: Eukaryota; Metazoa; Arthropoda; Insecta; Hymenoptera; Formicidae
Product: beta-1,4-N-acetylgalactosaminyltransferase bre-4
Biological process (GO): glycosphingolipid biosynthetic process; carbohydrate metabolic process
Cellular component (GO): Golgi apparatus
Molecular function (GO): N-acetyl-beta-glucosaminyl-derivative 4-beta-N-acetylgalactosaminyltransferase activity; galactosyltransferase activity
Source: RefSeq, a predicted model, not a curated record